Molecule: messenger RNA, 3206 nt
Organism: Notothenia coriiceps (black rockcod)
Lineage: Eukaryota; Metazoa; Chordata; Actinopteri; Perciformes; Nototheniidae
Gene: hoxd4a
Product: homeobox D4a
Exons: 2
Coding region: 871-1644 (257 amino acids)
Biological process (GO): embryonic skeletal system morphogenesis; positive regulation of transcription by RNA polymerase II; anterior/posterior pattern specification
Cellular component (GO): nucleus; nucleoplasm
Molecular function (GO): DNA-binding transcription factor activity, RNA polymerase II-specific; RNA polymerase II cis-regulatory region sequence-specific DNA binding
Source: RefSeq, a predicted model, not a curated record
UCCAAUGACUUGUUGCCAUCCUAUUAUCAGGCGUUUGGUGCCUGACCUGCUGUCAUAGGUUUAUGAAUGAGUACAUCUGACAACACCAGAUAUACUUCACAAGAAGCUCUCGCGGGCUCAAAGUGAAACUCUAUAGGCUUCAAGGAAUUCUGACGCGUUUUCACCUGAAAACAAAUUUAAUUAGGAAUUAUUUCUAUAUAGCUCAGUGUGUUGUAAUAAAACACCAAAUGGAUGUUCUUAAAGAAAGCCUCAGCACACUCCAGCUGCAGCUUCUUCCUCCUGAGGGUCUGUGUCUACAUUAUUGAUUCCCAGAGGCUGCUGCUGCUGGCCAAUAGGCUCCUGAGUUUUUUUCAAAGGGAUGGGAGCAGAUGAAGUGAUGAGAUUCGUGUAACUUUUGGAUGACCCCUUCUUGACAAAGACAGUGUCCAUCAAUUGUCCUCAGUCAUUAUUCGCUGCUUUCAUGCCGAGGGGCUUUUUGUAUCUUUUGUUGGUUUCUCUGUUGAACACCAUGCCUUCAAGUUACACUUUACAAACUGAUAUAUUUUUACAUCUACUUUGAUAAAACCACCUCAUGCAUGGGUCCAGUAUCUUUAAAAUAUAUAAUUAUAAAGGUAUAAAUUGAUGCAACGUUGGAACUAUGUUUCUCUCUUCUUCUUUUUUUUCAAGCACGUAUUUUAUUAUCCAAAUGUGCAAGCAGAUAUUUCAGUAUAAUAUAUAUUUGUUUUCCUCCACCUGGGUAUCAUUUUGUUGUCAGAUACAAUUGCUUUUAGUUGUAUGUUUACCCGUUCGUGAACCAGCAUCACCUCUAUUGGCCGAUCUGGUCACAUGGUUCGCUAACUUUAUUCAGUUGACACCAAGUAGGAGGGCUUUAUGGAGGGAGGAAAAAAAGACAACUCGAGAAAAAUUAGUAUUUUCUACCUUCAGAAAUUAAUGGCCAUGAGUUCGUUUAUGGUGAACUCUAAGUAUGUGGAUCCCCAAUUUCCUCCCUGCGAGGAAUAUUCACAAAAUAACUAUAUACCUGAGCAGGGCUCGGACUUCUACAGUCCAGCGCAGGACACAGUCUUUCAGCAUCCAGGGAUCUACCCACGGCCAAACUACCCGGAGCAGCCCUUCUGCAGCACUGGGCAGGACUCCACUGUGCAGGACUCCACUGUGCUGCCACGGGGUCAGGACAGAUCCAGUAGACCCAGCACUUUUAGCGCACAGACUGAGGAGGGGACCCCGGUGCAAGUGUCCGGACCCCGGACAGUUGGACAGGAGCAAAACACAAAGAGCCAAAAUGGGAUACAGUCCAAGCAGCCUGCAGUAGUUUACCCCUGGAUGAAGAAAGUCCACGUAAAUACUGUGAACCCGGAUUACACAGGACCCGAUACCAAACGGUCCAGGACAGCUUACACCCGGCAGCAGGUUUUGGAGCUAGAAAAGGAGUUUCAUUUUAACAGGUAUCUGACGAGGCGGCGACGGAUUGAGAUUGCCCACACUCUUUGUCUCUCCGAAAGGCAAAUCAAAAUUUGGUUUCAAAACAGGAGGAUGAAAUGGAAGAAAGACCACAAACUACCCAACACCAAGGGCAGAUCUGCCCCAACAUCCAGCCAUCUGCAAAACCUCCAAAAGGACAACCAGACUGAUAUCACAUCAUUAUAAGAAAGGAUGAAAGUCCUUUUUAGACACAAACUGUACAUAAAAAAGACAGAGGUUGCAUCUGACUUUUGCAUGGACUGAUGAUGUUUUUAGACAUGUUUUUUAUUUAACAAAAAAGACCCCAGCAGUGUUGACUCAAGAGUCAGAAAAUCAAUCAGUCUUUAUAAGUGAGAGGUUUGAAAAGCUCUGUCUUGUUUUAAUUUCCUCAAAGAGACACAAAAAACACCGAAACAAACUUUUCUUUCUUUCGUUUUUUUUUUUGGACGUUACCCAACUGAGGACAUUUAAUGAGGGAUCUCGGCUGAUUUCAUGGAUUUAAACAAAGUCUUCCAGAUCUUCUCACGUGGAUUCACGCUGGUUUUACAGAUCGAAAUCUCUUAUUUCAGAACAGGGAAGCCUUUGGUUGAAAUUACACGCACACACAAAGGUUAUUUCUAUUUUGUUCCUAUUCAAACCUCACAUUAACCGCACAAUAUAGAAAAAUAGCCUAUAUACUUGAAGGAGGUAUUAUUUGCAUAGAGCACGCCAAACACAACCUACUUUCGUAAGUUGCAAAAACCCCGUUGAAUCUCAGAUCACGUUUCUUUGUGACUCUUAUUUGUUUUAACUUAUUUUGUAAAAUAAAACGUUGAAUUUUUGUUAGCCUAAAUAUUAUUCCUAAACGCAAGACAUUCCUGUGUGCAAACUAUUCUGAGUGCCCUUAUAAAUCUCUCUUGACAUCUUUGUAAACAGUGUACAUUUUCAGAGGCUCUCGCACCAUUUGAGAGUCCUACUAUAAAAGAUCAUUUGUUCCUGCAUGGCAUCAAAUUGAUAUUGGAUGUUUCUCAUCGGAAAUAAUAAAAUCCAGAAUAUUUAGGAAUAUAAUGUUCGUUUCUUCUUGAUAUUAUUUUUUAAGUCAUUAUUUAUUUAAAAAAACGUGUACAUUUUCGUAUAGCACACAUACAAUUUUAAUUAAAAGUAUUCGUUAAAUUUCAAUUGAUCUAAAAUAUGUUUGAACUCUUGUGAAUUAUUAGCAUGGCUUUACGCAGAGUUUGUAGUCUUUAGUUAAUGUGGGAAUCUUCUAGUUUUUCAUUUACACAGAGCUGACCGAGGGGGGCUUUCACGUCACGUUUUCAAAGACAGAUAUUCCUUGUUUGAUACCGUCAUUGUCUUUCGGACAAAAAAAGCCCAGAAGCUCAUCCCAGUAAGAAGAGGUCUUUCUCUGUGAAGUCUUCCCGAUGAGAGGCUUGAAAAGGUAUUUCAACCGCAGGUCGACAAAAGCAGCAGAGGCAGGUUCAUCCAGGGGCCACAUUUCAGCCGCAGGACUGACCCCAACACCUCUGACCCGCCGGACGAGCAGCUCUCCCAGGCGCUCCGAGCUUUGCUUUGGAGGCUUUUUUCCAAAUUUAAAAAAAGAGUUAAAAAUAUUCAGGGCGUAAAUUCCAUAGUUUUUACACGUGUUUUGACAGUAGGCCUAUUUAUAUAUCAUCCCCCAGAAGCUUCUGAUUUGUGCAUUUGUCUCCUCAUGUCAAUAUGCAAUAUUUUUGGUUUUAUUUUUGUACAUGCUUUUUACCUUGUAUUGUGCA